GGGCUGCGGGGGCGGUGCGAGGGCCGUGCGCUCGGUCGAUGACUCGAGGCUCGACUAACGCUGCUUGGUCGCUUCUAGUCCAGAGCGGUCGCUGCCGGAGCGGUUUCUCCCUCAUUCGCUGCCCCGGAGCCCGCGCCGCUGUCGGGGGAAGGAGGAUGUUUCGCAACCAGUACGACAACGAUGUCACGGUUUGGAGCCCCCAGGGCCGAAUUCAUCAAAUAGAAUAUGCCAUGGAAGCUGUGAAACAAGGCUCAGCUACUGUGGGGCUGAAGUCAAAAACACAUGCUGUUUUGGUUGCUCUCAAGAGAGCACAGUCUGAGCUGGCAGCUCAUCAGAAAAAAAUCCUGUACGUUGACAACCAUAUUGGUAUCUCCAUUGCUGGACUCACUGCUGAUGCAAGACUCUUGUGCAAUUUCAUGCGUCAAGAGUGUCUGGAUUCUAGGUUUGUGUUUGAUAGACCCCUUCCAGUUUCUCGCCUCGUGUCACUAAUUGGAAGCAAAACCCAGAUACCCACGCAGCGUUAUGGCAGAAGACCGUACGGCGUAGGGCUGCUCAUUGCAGGUUAUGAUGAUAUGGGUCCUCACAUCUUUCAGACUUGUCCCUCUGCAAACUAUUUUGAUUGCAAAGCAAUGUCCAUUGGUGCUCGUUCACAGUCAGCACGAACUUACUUGGAGAGACAUAUGACUGAAUUUAUUGAUUGUAAUCUAAACGAGCUAGUUAAACAUGGACUGCGUGCCCUGAGAGAGACUCUUCCUGCUGAACAGGAUCUGACCACCAAGAAUGUUUCCAUUGGAAUUGUUGGCAAAGACAUGGAGUUUACCAUCUAUGAUGAUGAUGAUGUAGCACCAUUCCUAGAAGGUCUUGAGGAAAGGCCACAGAGAAAGCCUGUUCAACCUGUUGAUGAACCUGCAGAAAAGGCAGAGGAGCCCAUGGAGCACUAGUUGGUGGAUGAGUUCCUCUGUGUUAAUGUAUGUCUCAUUAUACAGGAACAUUUAUCCAUUUGCUGGUAACUUUAUCCUCACCUAUAUGCAUUUUCUGCUGAUACAUUCUGAGGAUUACUCUUAAAAAAAAAAAGAGAGAGAAACCAAGCUACCUAUCCUUAAGAGGUAGACAGGAAGUCAUAAUUGGGAGUAUUUUCUUUGACAGGAAGGUGUAAUCAUUUUCUAAAUAGUACAUGAUACUGUUUUUUAAUGAAAAGCAUAUUGUCUUUAACUUGUAAGGGCAAGUGGAAAUAAAUCACUUUCUUGGAA
This is a messenger RNA of Calypte anna (Anna's hummingbird), 1250 nucleotides long. RefSeq names its product proteasome subunit alpha 1 (gene PSMA1). Gene Ontology annotation, cellular component: proteasome core complex; proteasome core complex, alpha-subunit complex; nucleus. Gene Ontology annotation, biological process: ubiquitin-dependent protein catabolic process. The record is from RefSeq and is a predicted model, not a curated record. The transcript has 10 exons. Lineage: Eukaryota; Metazoa; Chordata; Aves; Apodiformes; Trochilidae. Bases 39 to 941 code for a protein of 300 amino acids.